AUGACGACCACCUCAUCUCCACUAGCUGAUUCCAUCCGAUCCGCUGCGUCAAAAGUCUUCGACAUUCUGGAGCUCUUCGAGAUGAUUCUGGUCUGGACGGCAGAAAUCACCAUCCGCGAGGAUCAAGAAAAUAUCAGGAUCCUUGGAAAAUUUUAUCGUCCACGAUUUUGGAGCAGCUCCGUAGGUAAUGGCUACGCAGGUGAACCUGUACGGCAGCUAUUCGUGCUCCAACGGACGAGCAAGACGUUCCAAGCCAGCAUCCGUGGAUCAAUACCCAUUCGACGACGCAUGUUCCUUGAGUACUACCCGAGAAACGCUCCGGAUAUGCAGGUUCUCGGCGAAGGGACAAGAGAAGUGGAACACAUGACUCCUUUGGUCUGGUUCGCAGAGCGAGUGGCAUUCAAAGGUACAGAUCUGGUGUAUGACCUGGUCCACAAGCCUUCUUGGAAAUCCUGGCAAGAGAGCUCGACGCCUGGCUUUCAUUUGACGCCGCAGUGGUAUAAACUCCGCCAUUUGAGACCUGGUGCAGCAUGGAUGCACCCCAAAGCUUCGUGGCGAGAGAUGAAAAUGUGCUGCGUUCGUCAGCGGCGCGUUUGGGGAUUCACGUGCGAGCUGGACGACUACGUUGGUUUCGAGAUGACCUUCACCCGCAAAGACCACCGUCGGAAGGACUGGCUUACUCUGGGAGAGCUUCAAGACUGGUUGACGUCCAUGGUGUCACAUCUUGAACCGCGCGAGCGAGCAGAUUCGACAAUAGAAUUGGAGGAUGAUAGUGAUUGA
Messenger RNA from Ramularia collo-cygni, 780 nucleotides. RefSeq lists its product as uncharacterized. Bases 1 to 780 code for a protein of 259 amino acids. NCBI's taxonomy places the organism in Eukaryota, Fungi, Ascomycota, Dothideomycetes, Mycosphaerellales, Mycosphaerellaceae. The record is from RefSeq and is a predicted model, not a curated record. The transcript has 2 exons.